Molecule: messenger RNA, 1584 nt
Organism: Drosophila subobscura
Lineage: Eukaryota; Metazoa; Arthropoda; Insecta; Diptera; Drosophilidae
Product: homeobox protein engrailed-1
Exons: 2
Coding region: 1-1524 (507 amino acids)
Biological process (GO): regulation of DNA-templated transcription
Molecular function (GO): DNA-binding transcription factor activity, RNA polymerase II-specific; DNA binding
Source: RefSeq, a predicted model, not a curated record
AUGCGCCCGGCCAGCCCCGCCGAAUCGGAGAUCUCCGUCGGAGGAGCUCCCAGUCCGCUGCCCACGCAGCUGCAGCACCAGCACCAGCAUCAUCCGCAUGCCCUCCACCACCAGCUGCACCAUCCGCGUGCCAGCACCAUCGACUUGCUGCAGCAGCAGCAGUUCCUCAUGCAACAUCAUGCCGCCGCCGCAGCAGCGGCUGCCGCUGGACUCACACGCGGUGCCGUCGGCAGUCUGCCGGAGGACUACUUUCAGCCGCUGAAGCGUUUGCGCAUGUCCUCCUCCUCGUCGGAGCCGCGGGAGCACACGCCCAGUCCACCAGCCCUGGCUCCGGCACCCACUGCCGCCGAGUGCCAGCCACAGACCACCACCAAGUCGGCCAUCGAGGGUGUCAAGAGCUUUUCCAUUGCCGACAUUUUGGGGCACUCGCAGAAGCAGCGCUCGGAGUCGGUGUCGCCACCGCCGGCUGCCACACUGCUGGCCCCACCUGCCAACCGGCCAUCCUCUGGCCUCCUCCAGCCACGCACCGAGCCCUUGGAUGCCCACCAUGCGGCGGCGGCAGCCAUGCUCCUGCCCGGAGCACAGAUUGUACGCCCCUGGGAUCACCUGCUCGGCCCCAUGCCCGUGCGCCCCUUCAUUCCCUCGGCCCUGCUCCACUACGAGCAGCGCCUGGCCCUGGACUACCACCGCCAGCUGCAGGAGCACUUCAACGCCCAGGCCCAGCUGCUGCGCCACAUGGGCAUGGACAUCAUUCCCUCGGAGAGCGGCUCGGACCGCUCCAGCUCCGCGGCCAGCGAUUGCUGCUCUCCGGAGAUUUCCCGCGACUCGGCCGCUGCUGCUGCCGCCGCUGCUGCCCGCCACAGCCACAGUCCGCAGUCCUCUGCUCAGGUGGCAGCCGAACGUGAGCGCCACCAUUCAGCUGGAUCGGCAAGCGCCUCCAGUCCGUCACAGAACAGCAGUGGAACGGGAGGCGCAUCCAGUGGAGGCAACGCUGCUGCAGUCGCUGCUGCCAAGGCCAAGGCCAAUGGCACACCGCUGGACGCACUGUUCCAGAUGACCACCAAGGAUUUCGAUGAGUCCCAAGACAAAUCCCAUUUGGACAUCUUCUCGAACCGGCCGCAGCCCAAGAAGAAACGCAAGUCCCGCACUGCCUUCACCAAUCAUCAGAUCUUUGAGCUGGAGAAGCGUUUCCUCUACCAGAAGUAUCUCUCGCCAGCCGAUCGUGAUGAGAUUGCCGCCUCGCUGGGACUGUCCAAUGCCCAGGUCAUCACCUGGUUCCAGAAUCGACGCGCCAAGCAGAAGCGCGACAUUGAGGAGCUGAAGAAGGACUUUGACAGCGUAAAGGUCUUCUCCGCACACAAAUCCUUCCUGGAGAACGUCAACGAUCUGAGCAUUCUCAAGAAGAAGCCCAUGCACGAGGCGGAUAUGGUGGGACUGGCUGCAGCUGCUGCCGCGGCGGGCAUGGUGACGGUUCAGGUGCCGGGAUCGUCUGCCUCGGCCAUGGGCGGUGCACCACCCAAAUGAAGGCGCGGCCUGGUGCGCAUAGAACCGCAUAUGCAACCUGAUAAAUGGUACAGAAAGUGA